Molecule: messenger RNA, 2710 nt
Organism: Aspergillus saccharolyticus JOP 1030-1
Lineage: Eukaryota; Fungi; Ascomycota; Eurotiomycetes; Eurotiales; Aspergillaceae
Product: putative glutaminase
Exons: 5
Coding region: 1-2517 (838 amino acids)
Source: RefSeq, a predicted model, not a curated record
AUGCGCUCUAUCUUCGUGGCACUCACAGCCGCCCUUCAGGCGACUGUGAGUAUCGCUUCCAGCUUGACCCCUCCAGUUCUGCCCUUGAUCGUGCGAAAUCCAUAUCUGAGUACCUGGCUGGGCAAUGCCCGGGAUGAGCCCUGGUCCAAAUGGCCCAUCUUCUACACCGGAGAAGAAUUGGGUUUGUCCCUCAUGGCACAUGUUCCCAGCACAGGCGCUGUGUAUCCUUUACUAGGCAAGCCUCAUGAAUCACUGUCGGGAUCGUCGCAAAUCGAGUAUCCAACCUAUCUCGGAGCCAACUACGAUGCCUCCACCACUAACUUAACGUAUCGUCUCGAUUCUGCGACGACCACGGGUCAUCACUCGCUUGAGAUUCUCGUAUCCUUCCUCUCUCCUAUCACCCCGACAUCGACUCUGCGGCAGUCGAUUCCCGCCUCCUACGUGUCAGUUCAUGUCCAUGGCAACGCAAGUGUAAAUGUAUACAUGGAUAUUAAUGGGCGCUGGGUGAGCGGAGACGCGGGCAGCCAAAUUACCUGGCAAUACGAUGGAUAUGCCGCCGAGGACAGCAAGCCAGUACUACGCAGAUGGCGUCUCAAGCGGGAGUCUGAGUUGCUGCUAUCAGAAAUACGAGACCGCGCAGAAUGGGGUACUCUGCAUUUCACUGGUCCUGCCGGUGUCCAAUAUCAAUCCGGAGAGGCCUCUGCCGUGAGAAGCAUCUUCUCAACUCAGGGUGUCUUGGACAACGUCAACGAUGAUGCUUUUCGAGCCAUUGGCGAUCGGGAGCCGGUCUUCGCCUUCUCCAAAUCUUUCGUCCUCUCGCCCCAGGAUGGCCAUACAAGUGACAGUGUGACCUUUACCCUCGCACUGAUCCAGGACCCGGUUGUCCAGUACGCAUCCGCACGCGGGUUGACCCUAAUGCGCCCCCUGUGGGAGUCGUGGUUCGCCAGUGUCGAGGCGCUGCUUAGCUUUCAUUACAACGACUUCUCCCAUGCAAGCCGUCUGGCUUCCAACUACUCCCUUCAGCUGGCAAAAGAUGCCUACCAAUCAGGGGCUCAUGACUAUGUCGACAUAGUGGCGCUCUCCGCGCGCCAGGUCAUGGGCGCAACUACUUUCGCCGGAACUCCAGACGACCCAAUUCUGUUUCUGAAGGAGAUCUCCUCUAACGGCAAUUUCCAGACCAUUGACGUGAUCUUCCCGGCGUUCCCCUUCUUCUUGUACACCAACCCGCGAUGGCUCGCGUAUCUACUGGAGCCCUUGAUUGAGCACAUGCUGAGUGGACAGUAUCCCAAUACUUACGCUAUGCAUGAUCUGGGGACGCAUUUCCCCAACGCCACGGGCCACCCAGAUGGGAAUGACGAGUAUAUGCCGGUGGAAGAGUGUGGUAAUAUUCUCAUUAUGGGCUUGGCGAUUGUCAACUCCCUUCGCUACUCGGAGGAUACUGCUGCAACAUCCAUCUGGUCUACACAGGGCGAAUCUCCUGACUUGCCUGAAGAAAGCCAAGGCAAAUUCCCUCUGGUCAAUCUUCAGAUGCUUGAUGGAGUUGACCACCAAGAUGGCAAAUGGGGUGGUGGAACGCAAGGCGAGCACUUGGCUGAGAAAUGGAUCCAGCGUAGCUAUCGCCUGUGGGACCAGUGGACGGGCUAUUUGGUGGAGUUCUCCCUUGAACCUGCCAACCAACUCUCCACGGACGACUUUGCCGGUUGGCUUGCUCUGCAGACCAACUUGGCCUUGAAGGGUAUCAUCGGCAUCAAUGCGAUGAGUAAGUUGGCCGAGGUGGCCGGCUACCAUACCGAUGUCACCUAUUACAAGAACAUCUCGGAUACCUACAUUGCCAGGUGGGAGGAAUAUGGCAUGUCUCGAGACAAGACUCACGCCAAACUCGCUUACGACUGGUACGGAUCAUGGACGACAAUCUACAACCUCUAUGCCGACGCACAGCUCUGCUUCCACCUGGAGGGAACAGACAUCGCUCCCCGCCCUUCCUCAUCCAAUAAGAUUGGUCAAAAGCCUCUCACGCCUCCCUCAAACACCAAGAAGCACGGCUUCGUCCCACGCCACAUCUACCAGCGACAAUCGAUCUGGUAUCAUAACGUCCGACAGAAGUACGGCCUUCCCUUGGAUAGCCGCCACCUUUAUACCAAAACAGACUGGGAGUUCUUCGCUAUGGCGGUCGCCAGCGAGGACGUCCGCAGCGAGAUCCUGGAGUCCGUUGCCAAAUGGGUCAACGAGACGGUGACCGAUCUCCCUUUAACCGACCUGCACAACACCGAGGGCAAGGGCGAAUUUCCCGGCCCCAACUUCUACGCUCGACCCGUCAUCGGCGGUCAUUUCGCCUUUCUGGCUCUGCAGCGGGCCUGCGGCGGACAAGCAAUGGUUGGGCUAUCCUUCCUCGACGGCACAGAGCCCGACUCGUUCUCGACCAAUACAUUGGCCGAGUGGGAAGCGGCGGCGGCUCGGGCGGUUAAGGAACUCGGGAACCUGGGGAACGGCGAUGAGUAUUUGCGCGCGGAGCUGUAGCGGGGACCUCCUUCAUUCCUUCUAGUCUCCCUUACAUAUAGACGCUUGACUCGCGGCAGCGGCACUAUAUUUGGAGAUGGUUGGUACAAUCAAGCUUACUGGUUUUUAUCAGAAGAGAGCUUCCUGUCAUUGACGUCCACUACCGCUUUGGCAUAGUUCCAGAUUCUAGACAAUCCGUCCACGCAAGUGAGAC